CUUCUCGGACAUCUUCUCCUUCCGGCUCUUGAACUCGGCUCUCUCCAGGUUGUCCUGGCAACGGGCCCGCCGCUCCUCCAGCCGGUCAAUCUGCGGAGUUCACAGGGACCAAAUAUUUGCACAUCAGGUUCAUCUGCUGGAGCACAAGUUGAGGAGUAAAGAGGAGCGAAUACUUGAACUGGAGACGGAGAAUGCUAUCCUUCAUUUAAGACUCGCUGAGAGUUUGGGGAAACUGCGUCGGGACCAUGAAGAGGACGCUAAAUCUGAGACCCAUCGUCAGCUCCAGUCCAACACAGAGAAAAUAACUCAGUCGGCUCUUGUCAAGCUGCUUUCUAACGUCCAGGCUGUGAAGCAGGACCUCAGUGAGCUGUUUGCCGUGUACGCCAGCUUUGCCUCGGAGCUGGAGGAGCAGAGCAAGCAGCUCCUGGAGAAAGUAGAACAAGCCAGCUCCUGUCUGAAUGGUCACCGUGGAGAUGAGUUUCAGAAUUUGCAGGAUCGUGCUGCAGCCCUGGAGCGCUCUCUGGAGGAAGAAAAGGAGAGGUGCAGAUCAGAGAGGCAGAAGAGGAAAGAGCUUCACAACGCGCUGGUGGAGCUGAGAGGGAACAUCAGGGUUCACUGCAGGGUUCGUCCAGUUCUGGCCUUCGACCACGUCCAGACCUCUGGAUCAGGACCUGCAUCAUCAGAGGAAGUAAUCAGUGCAAUCAGUGAUGACACGGUGAUGGUGAACUGCUUGAAGACGGGGAUGCCAGUGCAGAAUAAGUUGUUUGAGUUUGAGAGGGUGCAUGGACCAGACGAUUCACAGAAUGCUGUGUUUGAGGAAGUCAAGUCGCUCCUCACUUCACUGCUGGAUGGCUAUAAUGUUUGCAUCAUGGCUUACGGGCAGACAGGCAGCGGAAAAACUCACACCAUGAUGGGAUCCCAGCCGCUGGAGGAGCACUCAGGCAUGCAGCAGGAAGUACAGCAGGGAAUCAUCCCCAAGGCUGCUGCUGAGCUCUUCCGGCUGAUCUCUGAGAAGCCAGGCCAGAGUCACGCGGUGGAGGUGUCGGUGAUGGAGGUGUACAACAACGAGGUGUUCGACCUGCUGGCCAGAGACGAGCACGGAAACGCCGUGGGCCAGCGCCGGGACAUCAUCACCACGUCCUCCGGCAGCAGCCAGGUCACCGGCCUGACGUAUGAGCCUGUGUGUAACGCCUCGGAGGUGAUGCAGAUCAUCAGCAGCGUCCUGAAGCUCAGAGCUCACUGUCCCACCCUCGUCCACACCGACUCGUCUCGCUCUCACCUCAUUGUCACCCUCACCAUUUCCUCCAAGAGCCCCAACGCCCUGGCCCUGGCCCGCAGGCUUCAGAGUGCCAAGAUGGACAUGCAGCGCUCCUCCCACAAGGAGUGGUGGAGUCCACGCUGUCGCCGUGCCAACCCAGCCGCCCGCCAGCCAUCUUAUGAACUCUUUGCAAGCCCCGCCUCCUCUCCAUGCCCCUCCCCCUCCCUUUCCCCAUGCCCCUCCCCCAGACACAGCAUCUCUCAGACCGAGUUCAGGACCAAGCUGCAGCUGGUGGACCUGGCCGGCAGCGAGUGUGUCGGAAUGUCGGGGAUUUCGGGAGCAGCUCUCUGGGAGGUGUCGUGUAUAAAUCGCAGCCUCUCAGCUCUGUCUGAUGUCCUGGGAUCUCUGGCCGAACAGAGGCCUCACGUCCCCUACAGGAACAGCAAACUCACACAUCUGCUACAGGACACCAUAGGUGGCGAUGCCAAGCUGCUGGUGAUGCUGUGUGUCUCGCCGACGCAGCGCUUCAUCACAGAGUCCCUGCAGUCUCUGGGUUUUGGAACUCGGGCCCGGCAGGUCCAGAAGACGCCGCCUCGGAGGAAAAACCACACCCUGAAAGUGAAGUAACGGGGCAGAGAGGCAUUUAAGCAGAGCGUAGGUACCUGAACAAAACUGAUCUGAAGUAGGGUUUGAGAAAAAGAAAGAAGGCUGAGAGGAACUGAUGGUAGAAUUAUCAGAGCUGCAUAUAUUAGAUUGUAUCUGUGGACCUUUGAAGAGACUGACACGUCCAAGUUCACAGCCGUAAACGGUGUAAUACUACAAUUAUUGGAUGUCUUUUCUGAUCUAGUGGGUUUUGUUCAAGUACAAGUCAAGUUAAAACCCCUUCAAGGUAUUUUUUCUGGUUCAGAACGGACCUUUGAGGGGGGGGUGACCAAGCAGGAUGAUGAGUGUAAUCGCUCAGUAAUGUCAAUGGAUCUGCGUUAUGGAGGCGUUUCUACCUUAUUUUUGACCAUCUGAUACAGAAAAAAAUCUGUUAUGCUUUGGAAACCUCACCUAACAAAACUGGUUAAAAAAUAUUGGAUAUAAUCUUAGAUCUUAUCAUUUUGGUGCAGAAGAUUGUCCAAAAAAAUCUUUUUAGCAGCUAUAUUCAACUUGAAGUUAGUCACUUCUGACCAUUUCUAUCUAUUUUGAAGUAGAUCUUGAUAGAACUACUGUUUUCUGUAUUGCAAGUUGUUUUUUUCUACAAGUCUAACAGGGAAUGAUGGUAAUUUUCCACAGCAAGUCUACAUCAACUGUACAUUUGUUUUAUAAAAUACUGUAUUUAGCAUAACGUCCACCGGUAGCAUUCAUUUAGAUCUACCCCAGUGUUAACUGUAUGUCGUGCUAAUAGUGAACAGAACUGUGCUGUUUAAUGCAGAAGCUUUUGAACUACGGUCGUCUUCAUGUAUUCUGCUGUGAAUCCAUUCCCAGUCUGACCUGCCCCUGCUUUGCCUUCUCUCUCUCUUUUUUUAGCAUUACUGGGUGCAGCUAUGUUUAUACAGUAUUUGUAUAUAUUUAACUUACUUCUUUUUCUUUUUUUCCAUUUUUUUUGGUAACGCAUGACAGAUCUUUUGAAAUACAAAACAAUGUCAAAAAAAUGUGAAAAUAAACAGAUAUGCGCGUG
Messenger RNA from Acanthochromis polyacanthus (spiny chromis), 2921 nucleotides. It is a transcript of the gene kif25, whose product is annotated as kinesin family member 25. The transcript has 16 exons. Lineage: Eukaryota; Metazoa; Chordata; Actinopteri; Pomacentridae. Gene Ontology annotation, molecular function: microtubule binding; ATP hydrolysis activity; ATP binding. Gene Ontology annotation, biological process: microtubule-based movement. The record is from RefSeq and is a predicted model, not a curated record. Gene Ontology annotation, cellular component: microtubule; kinesin complex. The coding region runs from base 719 to 1885 and encodes 388 amino acids.